Pongo pygmaeus (Bornean orangutan) is the source of this 493-nucleotide messenger RNA. Its product is annotated as WAP four-disulfide core domain protein 10A. Gene Ontology annotation, cellular component: extracellular region. Gene Ontology annotation, molecular function: peptidase inhibitor activity. Lineage: Eukaryota; Metazoa; Chordata; Mammalia; Primates; Hominidae. The record is from RefSeq and is a predicted model, not a curated record. Bases 76 to 315 code for a protein of 79 amino acids. The transcript has 2 exons.
ACUCUCCAUAGGCAGCUCUGCAGGGAAGUCUGUGACAACCUGGACAGACUUAGGGCUCACGAUCUGGUCAGAGUCAUGGCACCCCAGACUCUGCUGCCUGUCCUGGUUCUCUGUGUGCUGCUGCUGCAGGCCCAGGGAGGAUACCAUGACAAGAAGAGGAUGCAGAAAACACAGCUAUCCCCAGAAAUCAAAGUCUGCCAGCAGCAGCCUAAACCAUAUCUAUGCAAACACUUAUGUGAAUCUCACCGAGACUGUCAAGCAAAUAACAUAUGCUGUUCUACCUACUGUGGGAAUGUUUGCAUGAGCAUCCUGUGAGUGGGAGAGUGGGCUGAGAUGUGCAUCCUGCUUCCCAACUCCUCUAUCCAAGACUGUGCCCACAUCCGAAGCACAAGGACCUCAAGUCACCAGCAUAAGAACAGCAACAGGAAUGCCGCCCUCUCUACUGUCUGAACCCCUUGUCCCUGUCAAAUAAACCAGAACAAAUGCCCAGGGA